Colletotrichum destructivum is the source of this 1396-nucleotide messenger RNA. Its product is annotated as Putative small ribosomal subunit protein uS13-like, H2TH. Gene Ontology annotation, cellular component: nucleus. Gene Ontology annotation, biological process: base-excision repair. Gene Ontology annotation, molecular function: damaged DNA binding; DNA-(apurinic or apyrimidinic site) endonuclease activity; DNA N-glycosylase activity. NCBI's taxonomy places the organism in Eukaryota, Fungi, Ascomycota, Sordariomycetes, Glomerellales, Glomerellaceae. The record is from RefSeq and is a predicted model, not a curated record. The coding region runs from base 85 to 1356 and encodes 423 amino acids. The transcript is spliced from 4 exons.
UCCGCCCGUCUCCAUUUCGUCGCGUUUACAAACAGACACAUUUGGCGGACGGUGGCAUAAGUCACCUCAAAUUACGUGAACACAAUGCCUGAAAUUGCUGAAGUCGCCCGGUGCGUGCACUUCCUGCGCCGGCACCUGCUCGGGAAGAAGAUCGCCAAGGUCUCUGCCCCCGACGAUGCCAACGUCUUCGGCAAGGUCGGUACUAGCGGUCCGGCCUUCGAGAAGGCAGUGAAGGGACGGAAGGUCGUGUCUGUGGGAAGCCAAGGGAAGUACUUUUGGAUAACCUUUGACAAACCGCCUCAUGCGGUGAUGCACUUGGGCAUGACAGGGUGGAUACACAUCAAGGGCGACAAGACUGCCUACACGAACUACUACAAAAAGAUGAAAGACGGUGAGGCCGACGCCUGGCCGCCAAAGUACUGGAAGUUCCAGCUCGAGACCGACGACGACCCCCCAGUCGCGGCCGCCUUCACCGACCCGCGUCGCUUCGGCCGCAUCCGUCUCGUCAACUGCCCUGGUGCCGACAUCCGGAACCACUCGCCGCUCAAAGAAAACGGCCCGGACCCCGUCGUCGAUGCCGACGUCUUCACCGAGGCCUACUUCUGCGACAAGAUGCGCUCGCGCCACGUGCCCGUCAAGGCGCUGCUGCUGGAUCAGUCACACAUCAGCGGCAUCGGCAACUGGGUCGCCGACGAGGUGCUCUACCAGUCGAGGCUGCACCCGGAGCAGUACUGCGACACCUUCGGCGAGGCCGAGUCGCGGCGGCUAUACGAGGCCGUGCGGUACGUGUGCCAGACGGCCGUCGACAAGCUCGGCGACUCGGACGAGUUCCCGGCCGACUGGCUUUUCAACUACCGCUGGGGCAAGGGGAGUAAGGACGCCGCCUCGGCGCUGCCGAACGGAGAAAAGCUCGCCUUCAUCACCGUCGGCGGGCGGACGAGCUGCUACGCUCCUGGGAGGCAGAAGAAGACGGGGCAGGUCGUGGCCUCGGCCAAGGAGGAGCCUGUCGGGGACGAGGAGGGGAAGCCCAAGGCCGUUCCCGGGAAGGCCAAGAGGCGGGUGAAAGCACAGGAGAGCGAGGACGAGAAGCCCGCCAAGAAAGCGCGGGGCGCCAAAGGCUCUGCGACGUCAAAGUCCAAGGCAAAGGUUAAGCAAGAGGAGGAGGUGGAGGAGGAGGAAGCUCCCCAGCCUCCUGCGGUCGAGACCGUUCCAGGACGGAAAUCGCGGGGCUCCAAAGCCGCAGAGAAACCCAAAGCCCCAUCCGGGACGAAGAACACUGCAAAGGAUAAGGCGAAGGUGGAGACUCCGGCAGAGGACACGAGUAGUAGACGGAGAUCCCUCCGAUUGAAGAAAUAGACUGUCAGUGCCUCGAUCAAGGUUACAUGCGAUGCCCCUC